GGGCUCUGCUCGUGCCCGGCCUCGCGCCCGCCGAGGCUGCUCGUCGAUGGCCGCCCGCCGCUAUCCCCGGCUCUGCCGCCUUUUGGCGGGCCUCGGAGGGGCCGCCUCGCUCGUGCUGCUGAUCAGCCUGUACACGGCGGUGUCUGAGGUGCAGGUGUUAAGUGAGUUGACUUUCUUCCCUCUCUGGAGAAGAGAGAAGCCACUCUACAAGCUUGAUGUAAACUGGCCUUUGAUUCCUUUUACUGGUCAGACGUUUUGUGUUGCUGUGGAUGACGUCAAUGGAUUAGUAUAUGUGGGACAGAGAGGUGAUGAAAAUGUGCCCAAGGUUGUAGUUUAUACUGAGGAUGGCUAUUUCUUACAAGCAUGGAAUGCUUCCAUUGAAAUGCCUCAUGGUAUCUUUGUGCUGAACACACCCAAUGCAACUUCAGUGUGGAUCACAGAUGUUGGAACUGGCAAAUAUGGACACACAAUUAAACAGUAUACUCCUUCAGGUGAACUUCUUCAAGUCAUAGGUACUGCAGGUAGAGCAGGUUCUGGUACAAAUCCCUUGCAGUUUGACCAGCCAGCAGAGAUUUUUGUGGAAGAAAGCGGGGACAUCUACAUUGUAGAUGGUGAUGGAGGACUGAACAACCGCUUGGUCAAAUUGACCCCAGACUUUAAGACUCUAUGGCUGCACGGAGAAAAUGGUUCUGGCACUGCACAGUUCAAUAUCCCACACAGUGUAACGGUGGAUGCUGUCGGACGGGUAUGGGUUGCUGACCGAGCCAACUGGAGAAUCCAGGCUUUUCAGAAAACCACAGGGGAAUGGUUGGGCUGUUGGAAUAGCUGCUUUACACAAGAUGGCCCUUCUUCCGUCAGAUUAACUCCAGAUCAAAGGUAUAUGAUCGUCGCACAUAUAAAUAUUGACAGGGUGUCAAUCUUGGCUGCCCCACCGGUAGGAUCAAUUGAGGACUGUGUUGUGAUGGACACAAUUCAGCUUGCAAGCGAAGUUAAGCCCCAUCUUGUGGAUGUCAGCAAGAAAACUGGAGCAAUUUAUGUAGCAGAAAUUGGAGCCCAGCAAGUACAGAAGUAUGUGCCUUUAUACUGACAGCAUCUUUCACACGGCACAAGGGACUUCCAGAAUAUUUCCUCUGUUGGAUUGCUGUCGGCUGUGCAGCACAAGAACUUUUGGAUUAACUUUGUUCAUUUGAAGUGCACGUUUGUUUCACUUUUUGUGCCUAUCUCAGGGAUUUUAAGUGGUGGCAAUUUUUGUGUUAGCUGGUUUUUAUAGACUUGUUUGUUUUUUUAAGUCAGUGUCACCAGCACUACUAAUUUUAAAUCAUUCAGGAGUAAAUUUACCGCCACACAAACUGCUAGAAAUACUAGUUUAAUGCAGCUUCCAUUAAUCAUCCCGUGAUUGGGGAAAAUUACUUCUUCAUGGAGUCAGAAUUUUCCAUUUAUUUGUAGCAGAUUAUCUCAGCUAAGGAGCCUGAUUGCUUCUUUCCUGUGAAUGGAGGAAAAAGAGGCUGAUCUGGUCUGUAUGGGAAGAUCCUAUAAAAGACUGCAAAACAGUCUUGGCUAUGCGUAUCUCAGGAAAUGUCUCCUCCAAGUUUGAAAAUGCAAGGUCUUUUAGCAAUGCUCUUCUCUAGGGAGCCUCAAAUAGCUUUCCACCAGAGUGGUAUCUUUUAAAACUCUCUUGGGACUUCUGAAGCUUUGUGAAUGACCAAGAAAUUCAAGUUUGUUUACUCCUAAAGCAAACUGUCAUGUUGUGACUACUCUUCCUGUUUGGGGUAUUCUUUACAUUCCCACUUUUGCGUGUAUGGUUUGUUGUGUGAGCCCGGUUUGGCCGGGGUGGGGUAUAAAUAAAUUAUUAUUAUUAUUAUUA
Podarcis muralis (Common wall lizard) is the source of this 1864-nucleotide messenger RNA. RefSeq names its product NHL repeat containing 3 (gene NHLRC3). The record is from RefSeq and is a predicted model, not a curated record. Lineage: Eukaryota; Metazoa; Chordata; Lepidosauria; Squamata; Lacertidae. Gene Ontology annotation, molecular function: protein binding. Gene Ontology annotation, cellular component: extracellular region.